Messenger RNA from Anopheles arabiensis, 2156 nucleotides. It is a transcript of the gene BI-1, whose product is annotated as bax inhibitor 1. The record is from RefSeq and is a predicted model, not a curated record. The transcript is spliced from 3 exons. Gene Ontology annotation, cellular component: mitochondrial membrane. The coding region runs from base 266 to 991 and encodes 241 amino acids. Gene Ontology annotation, biological process: negative regulation of apoptotic signaling pathway; negative regulation of endoribonuclease activity; cellular response to unfolded protein. Lineage: Eukaryota; Metazoa; Arthropoda; Insecta; Diptera; Culicidae. Gene Ontology annotation, molecular function: enzyme binding.
CCAUCCAAGGCAAGGUGAAAAGACGUAAUUGCUCGUCAGCGCUCAAGUUAAAAACAUUUCCGUACGCCCAUAAAAGCCAAAACACAGAGCCCGUGCUUAAAAGCAGUGAGCAAAGUUAGCGAAGAAAAAGUUCUGCACACAGACAGACAGACAGACUGCCAAAGACAUCAAAGAGUGCAUCGGUCUCUUAGCCAAAAGUGAAUUUUGGUGUUGAAAUUCUAGUGCAAUCGAAACCAGUUGUUUCCAGUGUUAUUUUCCUCCAGUCAUGGCCACGUCAUUUGCAAACUUUUCGUUUGAGCGACUAUCGCAACAAAUGGGUGCAAAAUUGGAUCCUCGGCUGCGCCAACAUCUGUCCAAAGUGUACGGCUGUUUGGCCGCCACCUGCAGCACGGCCACGGUCGGUUCGCUCAUACACCUGUCCGGCAUCUGGGAGGCCGGCCUGCUGAGUGCGUUCGCGUCCCUCGGACUCAUCCUGGGCAUGGUGUUCACGCCGGACAAUGGUAAAAACUUCGUGCAGCGGUUCAGCAUGCUGAUGGGCAUCGGGCUGUUCACGGGCCAUUCGCUCGGCCUGCUGCUCGAGCAGGUCAUCUACAUGAAUCCGGCGAUCGUCGUGACGGCGCUGGUCGGUACGACGACCAUCUUCGCCUGCCUGACCGCGUCCGCCUUCUUUGCCAAGCGCGGCAAGUACCUGUACCUCGGCGGAAUUCUGAUGAGCGCCCUCAGCACGAUGGCCCUGAUCAACCUUGGCAAUCUUUUCUUCCGCUCGUACAUCGUGCAAGACAUUUCCCUCUACCUCGGGCUGAUCGUGAUGGCCGGGUUCGUCCUGUUCGACACGCACAUGAUCAUGGAGAAGCACCGCCUGGGCAGCAACGAUUUCAUCGGCCACUCGCUGGAUCUGUUCUAUGAUGUGAUUAGCAUUUUCCGCCGCCUGCUUGUGAUUCUUGCCCAGCGGGAGGAUAACAACGAGCGCCGAAAGCGAAAGAGCAACUAAAAACCGCAAACCCCAAAGCUAAAACCACCGAAGAGCAGAGAUAGCGUGUGUGUGUGAGAGAGAGAGAGAGCAAGUGGUCACAAUCUAAAUACCCUCGCUUCUCGGUGGGCCCUCACAGCCUACUUGUUUUUUCCGUUGCUCUAAGUUUGAACAUGGCCAGUUCUUGUUUUUGUUCUUGGCCACCGCAUGCAAUACAAUAUCAUGCCAAGAUGGUUGUGUGCGAUUAGGCACGCAUAUCUUUAUUUACACUCUCUGUUUGGCUUUCCGUUUGUUCAAUGCUAAACAGGUUUAGUUUUGUUGAAAUUCAACCAUGCUUAUGUGAGAAUGGAAUUGCAAUUUGUGUUUCAACAUUUAGGAUGUUGUGGCGAAUGGUUUGUGUUUGUUGCAAUAGAUCUGCAAUAGCUAUCGCACGGCUCGCACGACGAUUCGCAACUGACGCACGGGUUGAUGUCGUUAGGGAAAGUUAGUUAUCAGCACGUGAGCGUCGCGGUUAGUCUUUUUCCGCACCUAGAGAAGCAAAGAUAAGAUCUUAUGAAAUGAUAAAAAAUCCUAAACUGUGUGUGUGUACGUUUUUAUGAAGUACUUUCUAGUACACACUCGUAUUUAAAUGGAAAAAAAAUCACAUUUCACACCUCUUCGUUGUGUGUGGCAGCGUGAUGACACAUUGUUUGUAUUGUGCGCGGGACAAUGGGUAGUACUUACUAUUUCCGGGUAGAAUUGUUGUUGCACACUUUUGCUGAAUUCAAAUAUCUCUUUUUUGGUUUGUUUUGGAAGCCUCUCAUCUAUAAGAAUACAUCACUCUCGUUCAUGCGCCACAAAACUGCACUUUGUCUGUUUGUUUAUUGGAAUUGAAUCGAAUCUUGGAGGUGGGCAGGCAGCGCGUUGAUGCCCACCUUGUGCGAACAAAAAAAAACGAAAAAAAAGCGCUACGAAGAGAUUAGAAACCAUUAUAGAAAAUCGUCGUGUUGUGUGCUCAACGUGUGGGUACCGGGUGGGAGUAUUUGUAACUUUUUCAGCCCCCGGGGCAACCCAAACCCGAACAAUCUGGUGGAUGGUUUUUAACGUAAAUAUUCCGUCAGUGUUGCAUCAUACUAGGUGUGUAAGUUCAUGUUACUCGAUGGAAUCCGCUAAUGGAUGAAUAAAAUAUUUUACUAAUUUAAACACA